This is a messenger RNA of Sphenostylis stenocarpa, 1611 nucleotides long. The record is from the annotation of a GenBank genome assembly. NCBI's taxonomy places the organism in Eukaryota, Viridiplantae, Streptophyta, Magnoliopsida, Fabales, Fabaceae.
AUGAGACUAUAUAUAGCUCUAGGCAUUCGCCUUGCAAUUCAAUCCUCAGAGUCAUCGUUACGAAACAGUUUGUGUAAUAAAACACUCACAACACAAGCUAUGUUUAUUUUCUUCUUCUCUUGUUUACUGUCCCUAGGGUUUCUCCUUCGUUUCUUCAACGGAAAACGACAAGGUUGUUAUCACCAUAACCAUGCACCUCCUUCGCACCCAGUAAUUGGAUGUCUCGUUUCUUUCUACCAAAACCGCCACCGUCUCCUAGACUGGUACACCCAACACAUAGCUCAAUCCCCGACCCACACUAUCGUCGUGCGCCGCCUCGGCGCGCGUCGCACGGUGGUGACGGCGAAUCCCCGCAACGUGGAGUACAUUCUGAAGACCAACUUUGGGAACUUCCCCAAAGGCAAGCCCUUCACCGAAAUCCUCGGCGAUCUUCUCGGGUGCGGGAUUUUCAACGUGGACGGCGAGCUCUGGCAGGCGCAGCGCAAGUUAGCGAGUCACGAGUUCAGCACGCGCUCCCUUAAGGACUUCACGGUGAAAACACUCCACGAAGAGGUCCAACACAGGCUUAUUCCACUACUUGAGCUUGCUGCACGUGAGAGCCACGUGAUCGACCUGCAGGACGUGCUGCGGAGACUCACGUUCGACACGGUGUGCAUGGUGUCGCUGGGCUACGACCCCUGCUGCCUGGAUCUGAACAAGCCCCUGCCUCCUCUUCUCACGGCGUUCGACAAGGCGUCGGAGGUGAGCGCAGCGCGCGGCGCGGCGCCGGUGUUUCUGGUAUGGAAGCUGAAGAGAAUGUUGAACGUGGGGUCAGAAAAGGCUUUGAAGGAAGCCGUGAAGCUGGUUCAUGAAUCGGUGAUGAAGAUCAUAAAAGCAAAGAAAAAUGAAAUGACAUGCAAUGGAAGAAAAGGUGGCACUGAUUUGCUGGUUCGUUUGCUGGAGGCGGGGCAAGAGGAAACGGCGGUAAGGGACAUGGUUAUAAGCAUGAUAAUGGCGGGGAGAGACACCACUUCCGCGGCGAUGACGUGGCUGUUCUGGUUGUUGUCGAAGCAUCGAGAAGAAGAAGCGUUGCUAGUGAAAGAGGUCUAUUGUGGAGAUAACCGAAGUGAGGGUUUGGAUUACGCAUGUUUGAAAGAGAUGAAGUUGUUGAAGGCGUGUUUGUGUGAGUCGAUGAGGCUUUACCCACCGGUGGCGUGGGACUCGAAGCAUGCGGGUGGUGCUGACGUGUUACCUGAUGGGACACACGUCGGGAAAGGGGAUAGGGUGACUUAUUUUCCGUACGGAAUGGGGAGAAUGGAGGCUUUGUGGGGGGAGGAUUGUUGUGAGUUUAAACCACAACGUUGGUUUCGUGAUGAGAAUGUUGAUAAUGGGGUUCUCAAGUGUGUGGAUCCUUACAAGUUUCCUGUGUUUCAGGCAGGUCCAAGAGUGUGUCUUGGGAGGGAAAUGGCUUUUAUUCAGAUGGAGUAUGUGGUGGCUUCCAUUCUAAACCGUUUUGUUGUUUCGCCAGUCUCUGAUGAACACCCCCGUUUUGUUCCUCUUUUAACAGCUCACAUGGCUGGAGGAUUCAAAGUUAGGAUCAACAACAGAACUGGAGCUGGAAGUGAAAAGUGA